Messenger RNA from Nomascus leucogenys (northern white-cheeked gibbon), 6165 nucleotides. It is a transcript of the gene CHRNA7, whose product is annotated as neuronal acetylcholine receptor subunit alpha-7. Gene Ontology annotation, biological process: monoatomic ion transmembrane transport; chemical synaptic transmission; nervous system process. Lineage: Eukaryota; Metazoa; Chordata; Mammalia; Primates; Hylobatidae. Gene Ontology annotation, molecular function: acetylcholine-gated monoatomic cation-selective channel activity; transmembrane signaling receptor activity. The record is from RefSeq and is a predicted model, not a curated record. Gene Ontology annotation, cellular component: postsynaptic membrane; neuron projection; synapse.
UCCUUAAAGGCGCGCGAGCGGAGCCGAGAGGUGGCUCUGUGGCCGCAGGCGCAGGCCCGGGCGACAGCCGAGACGUGGGGCGCGCCGGCUCGCUGCAGCUCCGGGACUCAACAUGCGCUGCUCGCCGGGAGGCGUCUGGCUGGCGCUGGCCGCGUCGCUCCUGCACGUGUCCCUGCAAGGCGAGUUCCAGAGGAAGCUUUACAAGGAGCUGGUCAAGAACUACAACCCCUUGGAGAGGCCCGUGGCCAAUGACUCGCAGCCGCUCACCGUCUACUUCUCCCUGAGCCUCCUGCAGAUCAUGGACGUGGAUGAGAAGAACCAAGUUUUAACCACCAACAUUUGGCUGCAAAUGUCUUGGACAGAUCACUAUUUACAGUGGAAUGUAUCAGAAUAUCCAGGGGUGAAGACUGUUCGUUUCCCAGAUGGCCAGAUUUGGAAACCAGACAUUCUUCUCUAUAACAGUGCUGAUGAGCGCUUUGACGCCACAUUCCACACUAACGUGUUGGUGAAUUCUUCCGGGCAUUGCCAGUACCUGCCUCCAGGCAUAUUCAAGAGUUCCUGCUACAUCGAUGUACGCUGGUUUCCCUUUGAUGUGCAGCAUUGCAAACUGAAGUUUGGGUCCUGGUCUUACGGAGGCUGGUCCUUGGAUCUGCAGAUGCAGGAGGCAGAUAUCAGUGGCUAUAUCCCCAAUGGAGAAUGGGACCUAGUGGGAAUCCCCGGCAAGAGGAGUGAAAAGUUCUAUGAGUGCUGCAAAGAGCCCUACCCCGAUGUCACCUUCACAGUGACCAUGCGCCGCAGGACGCUCUACUAUGGCCUCAACCUGCUGAUCCCCUGUGUGCUCAUCUCCGCCCUCGCCCUGCUGGUGUUCCUGCUUCCUGCAGAUUCCGGGGAGAAGAUUUCCCUGGGGAUAACAGUCUUACUCUCUCUUACUGUCUUCAUGCUGCUCGUGGCUGAGAUCAUGCCCGCAACAUCCGAUUCGGUACCAUUGAUAGCCCAGUACUUCGCCAGCACCAUGAUCAUCGUGGGCCUCUCGGUGGUGGUGACGGUGAUCGUGCUGCAGUACCACCACCACGACCCCGACGGGGGCAAGAUGCCCAAGUGGACCAGAGUCAUCCUUCUGAACUGGUGCGCGUGGUUCCUGCGCAUGAAGAGGCCCGGGGAGGACAAGGUGCGCCCGGCCUGCCAGCACAAGCAGCGGCGCUGCAGCCUGGCCAGCGUGGAGAUGAGCGCCGUGGCGCCGCCGCCCACCAGCAACGGGAACCUGCUGUACAUCGGCUUCCGCGGCCUGGACGGCGUGCACUGCGCCCCGACCCCCGACUCCGGGGUGGUGUGUGGCCGCAUGGCCUGCUCCCCCACGCACGACGAGCACCUCCUGCACGGUGGGCAGCCCCCCGAAGGGGACCCGGACCUGGCCAAGAUCCUGGAGGAGGUCCGCUACAUCGCCAACCGCUUCCGCUGCCAGGACGAAAGCGAGGCGGUCUGCAGCGAGUGGAAGUUCGCCGCCUGCGUGGUGGACCGCCUGUGCCUCAUGGCCUUCUCCGUCUUCACCAUCAUCUGCACCAUCGGCAUCCUGAUGUCGGCUCCCAACUUCGUGGAGGCCGUGUCCAAAGACUUUGCGUAACCACGCCUGGUUCUGUACAUGUGGAAAACUCACAGAUGGGCAAGGCCUUUGGCUUGGCGAGAUUUGGGGGUGCUAAUCCAGGACAGCAUUAAACGCCACAACUCCAGUGUUCCCUUCUGGCUGUCAGUCGUGUUGCUUACGGUUUCUUUGUUACUUUAGGUAGUAGGAUCUCAGCACUUUGUUUCAUACUCUCAGACGGGCUGAUAGAUAUCCUUGGCACAUCCGUACUGUCGGUCAGCAGGGCCACUGAGAAGUCAUUUUGCCCAUUAGCCCACUGCCUGGAAAGCCCUUCGGAGAGCUCCCAGUGGCUCCUCACCGCCGGGACAGUUGGUUUUGCAUGUCUGCAUGAAGGUCUACCUGAAAAUUCAACAUUUGCUUUUUGCUUGUGUACAAACCCAGAUUGAAGCUAAAAUAAACCAGACUCACUAAAUCCAUUCCAAUAAUUGACUGGUGGAAGGAAAACAAAAAACUAAAACUAAAAACCUAUCUGUUAGCUUUUCUGCAAUUCAGCUUUUUAUUUUUUUCUAUCAAAGACGGUAGAGAGAAGCAGCUUGAUGCUGUUUCUACAUUAAAAAAACAGAAAACAAAAGACAGACUGUUGGUCUUACUAAGGAUGUUUUUACCAGCCUGCCUGACUUCUGCAAACCUACCCUGUCAAGGAGAUCAAAGGGACACAGGUUUCUGUUUAUUCUGAACAAGGGCCAGGCCCCACAGAGUGUCUUUGGUGGAUCCCAGAUAACUCCUAGGUGCUGCUCUCAGACAUUGAGGAGUUGAGCAAAUCUGUUCUAUUCUGCAGAACCCACAGGACAAAUAAGAGUUCUACUAGAAUUAACAGCCCAAAAGAAUAGCUAAAGCUAAGUGAAGCCACUUAUGCGGGCUUUAAAAAAAUAAUGUGUUAGCUGAUUCACAUGCACUGGAGUUAACUAGUCUUAGAAAUGUGUGCAUCCAUACAAAUGCACAACAUGAAGUGAACAUAUUGCUAGGCCCUUUCUGCAUGUGUCAGGGCCAGGAAGUAGGGGCUGGGAACUCUUCUGGUCCCCAGUAUGGCAGGCGCCAGGGAGGGGAUGGUGUGGCCCAUCCCUUCUCUGGAUACCUGGCCAGUGGCAGGCAGCAGGGAGGAGCUGGCCAACCCUCAGUGACUGACAAGCCAGCAAUUCUGGGUUCUGGCCUUUGGGAGUCUGCCGGCUCCAAGCCCGUCCACCCCAGCUGCAGCCCCAAAAGCUGGCUCAAAGUCCUUGGGUGGAUUCACUGGAGAUGGGCAACUUAAAACGAGAGAAACUUUAAUUUUUAAACCUAAGUGAUGAUACAGCUCUUCCCUUAGAUUAUCGCCCAGGCUGGAGUGCAGUGGCGCAAUCUCGGCUCACUGCAAGCUCCACCUCGUGGGUUCACACCAUUCUCCUGCCUCAGCCUCCCCCCAAGUAGCUGGGAAUACAGGCACCCGCCACCAUGCCCGGCUAAUUUUUUGUAUUUUUAGUAGAGAUAGGGUUUCAUCAUGUUAGCCAGGAUGGUCUCAUUCUUAUUCUUUAAUGAGAUCAGAGGGUAAUUCACUAAGAAGGACCACUCCUGUUCCAUUUUGUCAUCCAACAACUGCUCAGAGCUCAAAAUUGUAGAAGUCUUCUGAGCCCCUAGAGAUUUUUAAUUUGCUUCUAAUCCCUGAGAUGGGAACAUCAUGAGGGAAGAUUUGAUUUUCAGAGUUAAAUAAAUUGUAUGUGCUUUUCCAGCCAUCUGGCUUACUCAUUUCUGGGUAAUGCACAUGACUUUGUUUGCGCUGGAGGAAGAUGGAAGCUUGCGUGUGUUCGGUGUGUGUGUGUGUGUUUAAGUGUGAGGUACCUUGUGUGUGACAAGAGAAGAGACCUCACUUAUGAGAAAUUUGGUGGGUCAGGACAUUCCAGCCUCAGGCAGCUUGGAGCAGGAUCAUUCCUCAACAGGCACUCCUUCCACAUGCUAUGGAUGAACCAUGCACAAGAUUUUCAUUUUUUUUUCUGUUACAGUGUCUUUAGAAACAAGUAGAAGUGUUUUGAUAUAUAAAAGGAAUGCUUCAUUUCUUAUCAUUAUCCCGAAAUUGAUCCCUCCCACAUUUUUGCUUUAAAAAGAAACCUUUUUGGUUUUGUAUUUUAUACAGGAACACAUAAAAUGCAAACAGAAGUUGUGCAUAUUUUGGACUCUCAAAUAACUACUCUGUCCUUUAAUAAAGUAAAAAUAAGGAAUAGAUGUGCACAUAGUUAGAGAAGUCUGAGUGGUUAAAAACAACAGCCUCCCAUACUGCCUGUUUUCUCUCUCAGAGGGGACCACUAAUGAGCUUCUAAGGGCAUUUCUAGAAAGGAAGAAAAGAAGAUAAGAGGCCAAAGAAGGAGGGACGGGGGUUAUGGAGAGAGACGUUCCCUUUCCAGCACUAACGCUCUGUGAAGGGCGCUGCACCUUGCAUUCUUCACGUGGUGUUUUGUCUUAGAGGUCGUCCCAUAAUAACAUAUAAAGAUCUACCUCAUUCCCCCUCAUAGCUGCUUAGCAUUCCAUUGUCUCAGCGGACUAUCAUUUAUUUGAAUAGCCUUUUAUUGGUGAAUAUAUGGAUAUUUCCAGUUUUUAUAUACAAAUCUAUAAUUGGCAUACUUGUACAUACAUCUUGACAUAGUUUUGUGACUGAAACGGUAUAAAUUCCAACUUAGAAAUGGAAUUGCUGGGUUUAAGGUUACAUUUAAAAUUUUGAUAGCUAUUGCCAGAUUAUCUUUUAGAAACUGAUUGAAGGAUGAACUCCAUCAAGAGUACAAUAAAAGGCCCAAUUUCUCAGCUUUCUAUAAUAGCACUGGGUAUUUUCAAACUUAAUGUUUUUCCCAAUAUAAUUGGUGAAACAUAAUAUUUACAAAUAUUACUCUGAUUUUGGUUUGUGUAUAAAAUGGGACAUCUUUUAAAAUUUUUUUUGUAAUUUUAAUUUUGAUACAUUUAUAUAUUUUACCCAGUUCCUAACUGCAUUAUUUGGCUUUUUCUUAAUUAAUUUGCUCAUGCACUUUGGGACAUUUUUGUCUUACGUCUUUAAAAUAUUUUUAUCAUUUGUCUUUCGAUGUUACUUGUUGAUUUCCUUAUUUAUUGGCAUAGAGUUUAAAUUUUUAUGUUGUCAAUUUGUGAGUAUUUUUCUUUGUCGAUCGUGGGAUUUGUUUCCAGUUUUUAAAAGCCUUCCUCAUUCUGAGAUUACAAAUAAACUUGCUCGCAUUUUCUUCUGAAACUUUAUGGUUUUAUUGGUUUACCUGCACAUCUUCGGACUCUCUGGAAUUCAUUUGUUGCAGGACAUGAGGGAAAAAUCCAUACUUUUUCCUUGAAAUGGUGGGCAGUGGUAUCAAUAAAUAUGUAAUAAUGCAUUUCGAAAAUACAGUCGCAGUGUUUUCCCCAGUUGUUCAAAAUGCAGCCUUAUUUGUAAACUAAAUUUCUUUAAGUGUUUGGUUCUAUUUCUGUUCUAUUUAUCUCUCUAUGAAUGCCUUUAAUUUCUAAAGCAUUAUUCCUACUAAUAUCAGUAUUUUCAAGUCAACACUCCCUUCAACUCUGAAUCUCUCUCAUAUGAAUCUUUUUUCAAUUAGAGUCACAAUGAAUUUACAGAUUGAGUCUUCCUAUUCAAAAGCAUGAAAUCUUGUGUUUAAUUUUAUGUAACUUAGUGUUUUAUGAUUUUGUUCACUAAGGUGCUUUGAAUUUAUAGUUGUUUAUUUCUAGAUGUUUUAUCAUUUGGCUAUCAUUUUCAAUGGAAUGAUUUAUUCCACUUCAUUUUCUAUUUUAUCCCAUUGUAUAAGAAAGUAGUUGGUUUUUAUGUAUGAAUGUUAUAAUCAGCCACAAAUUGUGAUUCCUACUUGUUUCUAAGAUUUACUUUUGACUUCUUUCCAAUGUGUCUCUUAUUUCUUUCUUGUAUCUAGUUGAUUUGAGAUCAGUGUUGAGUCACAGUGAUUCAGGUGGCAUGCUUAUCUUGUUCGUGACAUCAGUGGGACGUUUUAAUGUCUCAACGUUUAACUUGUAUGAAGACAUGUAUUUUCCUUGCCAUAAUAAAAAAGUAUCUGUGUGUUCUCAAACUAUGAAGACUCUCUGGGGAAAAUGUAGAUGUUAGAUUUCUGUCAAAGUCUUCUCAGUGUCCAGAGGGAUUAUCAGAAGGUCUUUUCCUUUGCUCUAGUAGUAUGUUUAACUAUAUUAAUAGAAUACUUAAGACUAAAUCAUUAGUGUAUUCCUGAGAUGUUCUUUACUUAUCAGUAUCAUGACUUUGGUUAUCAAUAUUUAUAAUUAAGAUUCAUCAUUCUACAGCUUCCUUUUAUGUGUUUUUUGUCCAGAUUUGAUUUAACUUUAUGCUGACUUAAAGAAAUACUAUAAAACAAAAACCUCUAUAUUCUACAACCAUCUAUUGGUUUUGAAUUAUUUUCUGCUUAAGUGUAGAAGAACUAGCUGGGGCUGUCUGGGCCUGCUGUGGUAUAUUUCUGGAUUUUGCUCAUCAGGCAGGUUAGGUCCUCGAGCCCUUCUAGAGUCCAUUUUAAUGACAUUUUUAAAAAUAAAAUUAAUUCCAUCCACUUUUCAACAUA